GUACAAUUCUUCUUUCGAUCGAUCUCCUUUCCAACGCCAUACAAAACACCUCUCCAUGUUUUAGUCACGCCCAAUACCAUCUUCACGCUCUCCUCCUGCCGUCUCUCUCAGAUCCAGCCCUCUCUCUUUCUAGUUUAUACAGUUCUUGGUUGCAGUGACAACCUAACCAGUUUCCCAUUAUGCCAAAGGACAGAAGAAUCCCUUCCUCAUCUACUGCUGGAUCCAGGGCAUCCCCAUACCCUUGCAGCUCUAAUAACAGUAAGCAGUACAAAUCCAAAAAUCUUGUCCACCCAGUUGGGAAUGAGAGGGAAUGGGAAGAAGUUAGAUGUCCUAUAUGCAUGGAGCACCCUCAUAAUGCUGUCCUCUUACUAUGUUCUUCCCAUGCUAGGGGAUGCCGCCCUUACAUGUGCGACACGAGCUACCGCCACUCCAACUGUCUUGACCAGUUUCGCAAGUCGUCAUCUUCCACAGCAUCACCAGAUCUUUCCUGUCCCCUGUGCCGGGGGCAAAUCAGUGAUUGGAAGGUCGUGGACCCCGCUCGGAGGUUCAUGAAUUCCAAACCAAGAAGUUGUGCUCUUGAGACAUGCGAUUAUAGAGGGACUUAUUCGGAACUAAGGAAGCAUGCAAGGCGUGAUCAUCCCUUUGUACGACCGACAGAGGUGGAUUCGGGACGCCAGAGUGAUUGGAUGAGGAUGGACAGAGAAGGAGACUGGGAAGAUUUCCUGAGCGCAUCUCAUUCGUUGGAGUCAGAGGUCGAUGUGGGGAUGAGGUUGGACAGUGUAAGAGACUUGGAAGAUUUCCUUAGUGCAUCUCCGUUGUUGGAGCCUAGAGUGGAUUCGAGUGAUCACUUGGGUUUGGAAUUUCUCUUUGAUGAUCUCUCACUCGAUGCAGACUUUGAAGAUUUCCUGAGUGCAUCUCAUGAUCUCUUUAGUUUAUCCGAAAUGGAGUGGGAAGAAUUCUUUGGUGCAUUCCUGGGUAUAGGCUGAGUGCUUGUAUGAAAUCACCUUUUUUACCCAAUUUUGGUCGAGUUUGGUUCAGUGACAUUGGAUUGGUAUGUCUGCUAUAUGUAUUUCAGUUGAAACACUUUAUUUCCACAUAACUUCCAAUUAUGUGCAAAUAAAGAAAAAAGAAAACCAUUUGAUUCCCGCCAUAUGGUAUAUGUAAAAUACAGUUACCUUAUCUUUUCCUUCUACAUUUCCAAGAACCAAACACAGCCUAA
Messenger RNA from Rhododendron vialii, 1219 nucleotides. RefSeq lists its product as uncharacterized. The record is from RefSeq and is a predicted model, not a curated record. Lineage: Eukaryota; Viridiplantae; Streptophyta; Magnoliopsida; Ericales; Ericaceae. The transcript has 2 exons. Bases 180 to 986 code for a protein of 268 amino acids.